Meriones unguiculatus (Mongolian gerbil) is the source of this 2264-nucleotide messenger RNA. It is a transcript of the gene Ccdc137, whose product is annotated as coiled-coil domain containing 137. The transcript is spliced from 7 exons. Bases 57 to 1094 code for a protein of 345 amino acids. The record is from RefSeq and is a predicted model, not a curated record. NCBI's taxonomy places the organism in Eukaryota, Metazoa, Chordata, Mammalia, Rodentia, Muridae.
GCCGGGGCCGGCGAGAGGGCGGAAAUAGCACGGCGAGGGGCGCUCCUGGGCACAUAAUGGCGAGACAGGGGCGCGUAUCCCGGGCAAGUGCGCUGUCUGCGGGUCUCGGAGGGUCGGCACAGCCGCAGGCGCUGCGGAAGCAGCAGUCGCAGGGCCCUUCACGGCCCGGACAGCGCAGCAAAGAAAAGAAGAAAGUGAAUUGCAAGCCCAAGAACCAGGAUGAGCAAGAAAUCCCUUUCCGGCUCCGAGAGAUUAUGAGGAGCCGACAGGAGAUGAAAAAGCCGCUAAGCAACAAGAAGAGGAAAAAGGAGGGGUUUCUCUGUGUGGCUUUAGCUGUCUUAGACUCACUUUGUAAACCAGGCUGGCCCGGAAUUUCCAAAGAGCAGCCUGCCUCCGCCUCCCAGAGUGCUGGGAUCACAGGUGUGCGCCAUGCCUGGCUGGAGUACACAUUCCUAGUGCCUGUGCUUCCCAGCUGCACUGUUGUGUUUUUGUUUGCCCAGGUGGCGUUCAAGAAGACAUUGGAAAGGGAAGCAAAGGGAGAGGAGCCCGACCUCGUUGUCCCCAUGUUCAGGCAAAGGAAGGGCGAGUCUGAUGGGGCCUACAUCCAGCGCAUGGAGCAGGAGGCCCAGCAUGUGCUAUUUCUCAGCAAGAACCAGGCCUCUCGGCAGCCAGAGGUGCAGGCAGCUCCCGGGAAGAAGUCUGAGCGGAAGAAAGCGUUCCAGAAGCGGCGACUUGAAAAGGCCCAGAAGAAAAGGGAGGCCAGAGCAGUGGAGAGACUGGAGCAGGAGUUGCUAAAAGAUCCUGUCAAGUUUGGAGAAGUUGUGCUGCAGCCCCCAGAGCUGACAGUCCAACCUAGGAGGAGCACAAACAGAGACACGCCUGGCAAGAAAUUGCUAAUGCUGAAGAUGCUUUUGGGCCCUGGUGGUGUGUCCUCGACUCCAGCCACUUCACUGGCCCGCCAGCGGAUCCUUGGGGAGGAGCGGGAGCGGGCUGUGCAGGCUUACAGAGCCCUGAAGAAGCUGCAGCGGCAGGAAGUGACACCUGGACAGCCCCCCAGCAGCUCUUUCCAGAGGACACUCCAGGCUUGUCUGUGAUGCAGAGACCCCGCUGUCCAAGGCCCUUAGAUGCUGGCCUGGGAGGGCUAGACCCGGAUGAGGGAGAGACAGCAGAUGCUUGGUUUGGAUAGGGACCUGAGUGUAAGCUUUCAGUAUGCAGGCCAGGGUGACUUUCUCUUCCUCUAAGGGUUGUGCCUUUAAGAGUGACCAGUGAGUCUCAUACAGGGUAAAUCUCCAGCACUUGCCUGAGACAUCUGGGAGGGCUGGUGUUUUCCUGAGCCUGGCUUCAUUCUGAAACAAGUCUCAGCUGGUACUAGCGGACCACCUCAAAAGGACUCAAUCCUUAAUCCAGCUGAUCACUGAGGCUGCUGGUGUAAGUCAGCCUGUUGUCUUAAGAGGCUUCCGUGGGCUCAGUACAACCACUGCAAGGCAGGGACAGGGCAAAGCAGGUUAGCAGGACAGGGAAAGAGCAGAUUUACCCAGGGCAGGCUGGGCCUGGCAGUCAGCACGUUAUUUGCCUGCAGGGGUCUGGCCAGAACCUCUGCCCAGGUUUGGUUUGGAUAGAGAUGGGUUGUCAGUGCUGCCUGAGUACCCUGAAGUAUGAACAUGAAAACCCAGUUCCCAUGGAAGGAAGAGUGGAGUAUUUAUACCAAGAAUGCAGAGGCAGAAGAAUCUGGAGUUCAGAGCCACUCUGUGACUUACAGCAAGUGUGAGGCAGCCGGAACUACAUGAGAUAGUGUCACAAAAACUUUAAACAUCUAGAGCUAAGCUUGGACCCUGCUGUGGAAGCCCAUAGUCCUCUGGUGGAUCUGUGGAACUUUGCUCUAGCAAAGCUGGUCCUGGAGCCCAAGGGGAGUCCUUCCAAAUGUGCAUUUUCCAGAGUGAGGGUUAUUAAUGUUUUGCUCUUUGAAGUCUGGGCCAUUGUUCUCUGAUACACUCAUUCACAGCUCCGGUCAGUGCACAUCAGUGUGACUGGGCAUGAGUGCUUACACAGACACCCAACAGUAGUAAGGCUCAGAGAUGAGCAAGUUGGCUGCAUUGGCCACUUGAUUUUCCACUAUACAUUAGGAGAAGGGCCAGUGCCUAGUCACUGCUAUCAGGUGUAGGCUUUUGAGUUCUUUCCAGAAGCAAUGUAACCAUCCAGCUAACGCAGGGUGGCCAGCUCCGUAGCCAACUGUGAACUGCAUUAAAGAACUCUAAUUGCCCUAA